Molecule: messenger RNA, 732 nt
Organism: Aspergillus viridinutans
Lineage: Eukaryota; Fungi; Ascomycota; Eurotiomycetes; Eurotiales; Aspergillaceae
Product: putative integral membrane protein
Exons: 7
Coding region: 1-732 (243 amino acids)
Cellular component (GO): membrane; endomembrane system
Source: RefSeq, a predicted model, not a curated record
AUGGCCUCCUCCCUGGUUGCGAAACAUCCUGUCCAACGGAUGUCUAGCCCUUCCCGGGGGUUCUCUGCCCUGGUCCACUUAAUCGGUUUAGCCAGCUUUAUCGGCUCAUUCAAAUUUAUGCACGAGAAUCCAAAUCGCGCUAACGAAGCGUAUGGUUGGCAUUUUCAGUAUCUAACCGUUAUCGGUCUUGCCUUGUCGACUCUCACUUUUGCUUUCGCGCUGUUGGCGGAUCUGACCCUGUCCGCCCGGCUAUUUCUCGUUAAGAAUCUCUUGUCGAUUUGUAGCGCUCCGAUGGAGGUGCUUAUUAGUGUUCUAUACUGGAGUCUUCGCAUGAUCGACGAGCGCUUGGUGGUACCGGACUGGGCCUAUAUUCCAAUGCACGCUGAUAUUGGUUUUCACGCCGUCCCAGCCAUUGUGUUAUUGAUCGAUCUCCUACUUCUUUCCCCUCCAUGGACAAUCAGUAUCUUACCGGCCCUUGGUCUAUCAAGCACAAUCGCGUUUGGUUACUGGAUCUGGAUCGAACAAUGCUAUAAGUACAACGGAUGGUACCCGUACCCAAUCUUUGAGCAGGUGCCUUUCGAAGGCCGCGUGGGUCUUUUUGUGAUGAGCGCCAUUGUCAUGGCUCUGAGCACCGCAACCCUGCAAUGGCUCUACGGACGUGUCAAUGGCUUUGGGACAGCUUCAAAACCCCGAUCUCGUCCUGGUGCUCUGAAGCAGAAUGGCGGUCUCUAA